Molecule: messenger RNA, 1206 nt
Organism: Bactrocera dorsalis (oriental fruit fly)
Lineage: Eukaryota; Metazoa; Arthropoda; Insecta; Diptera; Tephritidae
Product: neurofilament medium polypeptide
Exons: 2
Coding region: 97-1059 (320 amino acids)
Source: RefSeq, a predicted model, not a curated record
AGUCGCUGUGGCACCAACAGAUUUCCUUUGUGGACCCAAGUGUCAACAACUAGUGUCGAAAGUAAAACGCGAAAAGCCGAAAAAAGUAUAACAAACAUGAGAAGCUUCAUUAUAAUUUGUUUGCUGGCCACAGCUUUUGCCGAUAAACUGGGCUACAACUACCAACCAGUGCCGCAUUCUGCAGAGGGCUUAUCCUUCACACCAGGCGCCCUUAGUAUUGCAGCUCAUCAUGGUGUAUCGCCUUUAUCAUCGGAAAAAUUAGCUCCAGUGGCUCAUACACCAGUUCCACUUGCACCAGUAGUUCCUGCACCAGUGGUUCCUGCUCCCGUAGCUCCUGUCCCAGUUGCUCUUGCUCCAAUCGGUCCUGCUCCAAACACUCUUGCUCCAGUUGCUCACGUUCCGAUUGCACCUGCACCAGUCGUUCCUGCCCCGGUAGCUCCUGCUCCAGUUGGUCCUGCUCCAAAUACUUUGGCUCCAGUUGCUCCGGCUCCAGUUGCUUCAGCUCCAGUCGCACCGGCCCCAGUCCAGGUAGAAUACGAGAAAGAGUUCUACACUUAUACGGCGCCUCAAGAAGAAAGUAACGAUGGCGCAGACCUUGGAAAUAUUGCCAAUUCAUUGAAGAAAAAUCUGCGUGUUAUCUUUAUCAGAGCGCCAGAAAAUAAGGCUCUCGAAAACGCUGCUGUUAGCCUGGCGAAACAAACGACUGAGGAGAAAACUGCCAUCUAUGUGCUUACCAAACAGGCGGACAUUGGCAGCUUGGCACAAAAAUUGCAAAACAUCGGCACACAAUCAAGCUCUAAACCAGAAGUACACUUCGUGAAGUAUCGUACACCACAAGAUGCCGAAAAUGCCCAGCAGGCUAUCCAACAACAAUAUGAAAGUCUGCCUGGCUCAUCACGCCACUCCAACGGGGGUUCUGCACAAGUACUGAACUUCGCUUCGCAAGCGUCGGCAACCGCUGCACCAGCACCAGCUGCACCUGGCACCCAGUAUCUACCAGCUAACGCAGUGCCUUCGCAGGAGUAUCUGCCGUCAAGUUUCCGUCGUUUCCGCAAUUAAAAACCAUCUAACGGUGCAUUUUUGUUCUAUAUUUUUAAGGGCUCAUUGUUAAACUGGUCUGGUACUAAUCAUAAAUUCAUCCAAAUAUAUUAAAACGCCAAAGCGAUUUUUUACACAACAAAGAAAAAGAUAAACUUGUUUCGUAUU